AUGGCUCGGCCGAGCGUGCCGGGCGCGGAGUCAGCUCCGACAGAGGACAAGUGGUACCCACUCGUUCUCGGGGACUCCUUUCGCCCCAACGCACCCGUCCAAUACUACACGCUCCGAUGUGCGUUCGCGCAUGCGCUUAUAACGGGGAUCGGGGAUGCAAUUCGAACUGUGUACCUAGUGGGUGGAAUUCGUGUGUCGGAGACGAUAGUCGAGGUAAAAAAGGAAGGGAGCGGAAGCUCUCCGACCCUUUCCGCCAAACCAACCUCUUCCUCUCGCCCCCCUCCCGUUCCUCUCGCCCACCUCCCGUUCCUCUCGCCCCCCUCCCACGAGUUCAAACCCGCAUCCAUCGAUUCCGCGCGCCCAGGCACGCUGCGGCGGGGCGGGGAGAGCCGCGGGGAGAGCAAGGUGGGCGUGGAGCUUCCGAACAACCAGCCGGGGAAGCCGCCAGUGGAAUUCGAAGGCCACGUGGACCCGUGUCGCGACCAGGAGGGGCUUGUCCUUUUCGACGGGCGCUCCUUCCGCCUGGAGCGCCUGCACUACGCUGUGCGCAACCUGCGCCACAUCCGCCUUGCCAAGGAGAAGCCUGCAGGGACCGCGGGCACUGUGGGCGCGGACGCGGGGGGAGCCGGGGGGGUGGCGGGUGGUGGAGCAGGGGGCGCGGGAGGGGGAGAUAAGGGAGGCGCGGCGGGCGCGGGUUUUGGAAGCGGAGGAGGAGGGGGAGGUGGAGGAGGGUGGAAUUUGAAUUUGGACGAGGGGAAGGGGUUUGGAGGCGCAGGGGUUGGGCAUGGGAGCAGGGAGGGGGAUGUGGGCGCUUCUCCUGGUGGUGCUGGGAGGGGAGAGACUGGUGGCGCAGGGCAAGCAGGGAAGAAGUCACGAGGUAACACUCUCGUCUCUUUUGCCUUAUGCUUCCAGUGGCGCCCCUCUUGUAGUGUCAGUCAGCGGUAUCUAUGCACAAGGGUUUCCCGUGGCGCCUCUCUCUCCCCCACUUUCCCCCAUUUUUCCCUUUGA
This is a messenger RNA of Closterium sp. Yama58-4, 1008 nucleotides long. NCBI's taxonomy places the organism in Eukaryota, Viridiplantae, Streptophyta, Zygnematophyceae, Desmidiales, Closteriaceae. The record is from the annotation of a GenBank genome assembly.